Messenger RNA from Glycine soja, 578 nucleotides. RefSeq names its product replication protein A 14 kDa subunit B-like. The transcript is spliced from 2 exons. Gene Ontology annotation, molecular function: DNA binding. The record is from RefSeq and is a predicted model, not a curated record. Gene Ontology annotation, cellular component: nucleus. NCBI's taxonomy places the organism in Eukaryota, Viridiplantae, Streptophyta, Magnoliopsida, Fabales, Fabaceae. The coding region runs from base 1 to 294 and encodes 97 amino acids. Gene Ontology annotation, biological process: DNA repair; DNA recombination; DNA replication.
AUGGAUAUAUCAAAUCCAGCAGCCUUAGUCAAUGCAGAACUGUUGCACUUCUAUGUUGGAAGCAGGGUAAGGGUUGUGAUGCAGGUUGUGCGAUCUGAUGGUGUUGUGAUUGGAAAAUCAACAGAUGAGAAACAACUAGUUGUAAAAGGAUCACCCCCACCUGCUCCUCAUACAACUUAUGUCGAAGUUUAUGGUGCUGAGAUAUGGACCAAUUUUGGUGAUGCCAUUGAUAUGGAUAGCUACAAUAAGCUCUGUCAGCUUGCAAAUGGAGAAUUUAAACACUUGUUCCUGUGAGUUAUAACAAACUUGUUUGAUGAUGCGGAUGCCUUUCUAUCAUUUGGAAUACUAGAGGAGACAUGACAUAAUCAAUGUGUUGGCAACAAUGUUUUUCAAAUUUUUUUCUGAUAUGAUGGUGACAAUAGGUUUGAUCUUAUGUAAAAACUACCCAAGCCCAUCAGCACUAGCCCAAUGGGCAAUGUUCACAGUCCUAGUGCUUAACUAGCUGCAAUUUUUUAUAAUUUGUUUUGGAUUCUCUUGGUAAAUAUAGUUUUUACUGAUUAUAAUGGAGAUCUUUAUCU